Paramecium pentaurelia is the source of this 1659-nucleotide messenger RNA. The record is from the annotation of a GenBank genome assembly. NCBI's taxonomy places the organism in Eukaryota, Ciliophora, Oligohymenophorea, Peniculida, Parameciidae.
AUGUUAUCAAAAAUAAUUUUGGCUGUAUUACUAGGAAUAACUUUUUGUGGUUGGACAAGAACACCAUAAAUAAAAAUAGACAAGUUUAACAAAACUGAAUAAGCUAUAUCAAUUAGUACUGAAGAUUUCAAACAUUUAAAGUAUCCCAAUGCUUUUGAUUUGGAAUUAUAUUAUUAGGAAGGAUUAACAGAUGAUAAAGAUAUUACAAAAUACUAAAAAAUCAAUGAUAUUUAAUUAUAUUAAUAAGGAUGUUCUUAUUUUGAAAGAAAAAUAAAAGUAGAAGAUCAAUUGUAAAUAUAAUUACCUGAUGAUGGCAAAUAUAGUUUUACUGAUAUGAUAGUUGUUGAAAGAUAAGCAUUUGUUAUUAGAAAUGAUCAUAAAAUAUUUAGUAUUUAAUUAGAUUUUAAUGGAAAUGAAUUAAAGGUAAAGCAUUAUAAUGAUAUUUUAAGAAAAUGAGUGUUUCAUCUUAACAUUUAGAUUUUUCAAAUUAAAUUGGUAUCAAUCUGAAAAAGAAACCUCAAUUUUUAUUAUCAAAUGAUUAAAUAUUUGUUGUUACAGAAAAAGGAACAAUAAGUUUUUAUUUUAAGGAAUGGUAAAAUGGAACAUUGCCAUAAGUACAUUUUCAUAAUUUGGAAGAAGUGAGUAAUAUUUAUUAUGUUCAUUAUGAUGAGAUAUAUAAAAGAAUGUUUAUAGUUGCUGGAACAUAAGGAGUAUUGGUUUAUGAAAUAAAAGAAAAGUUAUUAAAUCAUAUUUAUACAAUAAAAAUAAAUUUAAACAUAAUUAAAGUAUAAACAAAAGAUGACCAAUUAUUUUUAUUAGAUGAUAAAAAAGGAAUACAUUUUUACACAUUAAGUGAAAGUGGUUACAAAGAUAGUGGUAAUUAAUAAUAAUAUUUAUUUAGAAUUCAUGAUUCCUUUAGAAAAUCCAAUAUCAUUUGUAUAUAAUAAGAACUCAUUUUUAGUAGUAGCUUAAACUGCAUAAACUUAAGAUAAGAUUAUUUUUGGAAUAGAAAUCUUAUUUCAUUUUAAAAAUCAAGAAUUUUAUUAUAAUAAAUUUUAUUUAGAAGAUAUGCAAUUAAAAGAUGUUUAAAGUUGUGGUAACUUUUAAUUUUUAAUUGGUUAUGAUGUACAUAAAAUAAUAUAAACUAAUGUUUAUAGAGGAUUUGUUGAUGAAGAUUUUGAUUAUGAUACUGAUUUCAUGAUACCUUUAUUAUAGAAAAUUGAAGAAAUAGAAGGUACAGAUUAUGAAAAAGCUAAUUAUUAAUAUCAUUAUUCAUUAGCAUUGACUCCUCGUCAUUUAUAUGGAUUAAUUAUUAAAGAUAGAAAUCCAGAGAUAGUUUGUUCAUCUUAAAAAUAAAUUGAGUAAUCAUAUGCUAUAUUAAUAAAUUCAACUUAAUGUGAAAAGGCUGAAACAGAUCCUUUUAUAGUUUGUCAUGAAGAACAUUUUAUUAAUUUAGUAGUGAAUGAAGUAUUAUUAGAUUCAUAAUCAUAAUGGUAUGCAGAGAUAUUCCUGAUUGUUGUGUUUGUAAUUUUUAUAUUGUUAUUGAUUUGUGGAUAUAAAAUGUGCACUAAAUGGAGAACUAUAAUGUAAUAAGUGUAAUAAAAAUUGAAAAAUUAAGAGAAUAAAAAAAAAUAAUAUUAAGACCUAUAAAUGGCAUGA